Botrytis cinerea B05.10 is the source of this 2529-nucleotide messenger RNA. RefSeq lists its product as hypothetical. The coding region runs from base 430 to 1491 and encodes 353 amino acids. Lineage: Eukaryota; Fungi; Ascomycota; Leotiomycetes; Helotiales; Sclerotiniaceae. The record is from RefSeq and is a predicted model, not a curated record. Gene Ontology annotation, molecular function: oxidoreductase activity, acting on NAD(P)H, oxygen as acceptor. The transcript is spliced from 5 exons. Gene Ontology annotation, cellular component: intracellular anatomical structure.
GGGUUUCCCUUAGUUUCGGUGUAGCAACACUCAGACCGAAUCGAUUCAGUAAUGGGCAACCCCCACUGAAAUACCAACUGUAUCCAUUCUGAGUGGAGAGAUUUGGGGAGCUGCACUGUCAGAUGAUGUCAACAACCCUUGGUACAUAGUAGGUAGCUAUCAUUGCUGUUUUCACUCUACGUCCAAGUAUCAAGGACUUUCUUGAGCUAAGUACCAAUCUUGUUGAAAACACUUUUCAUUUCGUACAAGAGCUUUCAAUAUCCAUUAAACCUUUUCAUUUUUCAAUUGACUUUGAACAAAUACUCUUGAAUAUAGUAAUCCCCUCAACCAGAUCAGUUUUCCGUCUCAGACUAUAUAUCGAGCUUGGGCGCCAUCUUUUGGACCUUUUCUUAAUUAUUGCAUACUUACAUUCUAACAAACACAUCGACGAUGUUCCGAACACAACUUCUUCGACAUACAGCUCGUGCUGCCAGAGCUUCAACAAAGGCAGCUUCAUCUCGCACAUUACCAGCUCUAUCCUCAAGACCAAUUCACAACACAGCUUCUCUUCGCGAGAAGCUUGACGAUCCACCCCACGAAGGUUCUUUUGCACGAACUGAUUCCUCUGUACAUGUCGAAUAUCCAGAAGAACAUGAGUUGCCAUCCAGUAAGCCAGUUCAAGGCAGAGGUGGACUUCACUUCAAGCGUACCCUUGCAUCUUUCUCUUUAGAAGGAAGAGUUGGUGUCGUUACCGGAGGUGCCAGAGGCUUGGGACUUGUCAUGAGUCAAGCCAUGGUUAUUAGUGGUGCUGAUAUUGCAAUUGUUGAUAUGAAUAAGGAGGAAGCCGAAAAGCAAGCAGGAGAACUUGUUGCUUCAUUCAAGAGAGAGAACCCAGGAGCUGAAAAGGUUCCAAAGGUUACCGCUCAUUACGCAGAUGUCUCUUCUCAAGAAUCCGUUGAUGCUGCUAUUGCCGAAAUCAUUUCCCAGCACGGAAAAAUUGAUAACUUGGUGACAUCGGCUGGUUUCACCGAGAAUUUUGAAGCCAUCAACUACCCAAUCGACCGAGUUCGAAAACUCUGGGGUGUUAACGUGGAUGGAACAUACCUGUUUGCAAUUGCCGUUGCAAAACACUUGAUAGAGCGUAAGGCUCCAGGAAGCAUGGUGUUUAUUGGCAGUAUGUCCGGUGCCAUUGUCAAUGUUCCACAACCUCAAGCUCCGUACAACGCGGCCAAGGCUGCUGUCCGACAUCUCGCUUCAUCCUUGGCUGUCGAAUGGGCUCACGCUGGCAUCCGAGUCAACUGCAUCUCCCCUGGAUAUAUGCUGACUGCAUUAACCAAGAAGAUUUUGGACGAAAACCCAGAAUUGAAGAAGCAAUGGACUUCCCUUAUUCCACAGGGUAAGAUGGGUCAGCCCGAAGACCUUAUGGGCGCCGUCACUUUCCUCUCGUCAGAUGCAUCUAACUACGUUACUGGAGCCGAUUUACGAGUAGACGGAGGUUACACUCUCACAUAAUCGAUCCUUGUUCUUCAACGGGUCAUCAAGCGUAUUUAUAGCGCCUUUUCUUAUGUUCACAAAAGCAUUAGAUCUUCGAACCCGAGUCAUAUGGGUGGAACUAGCUUACUGCUUCCUUCCCCUUCCUACUCGGCUUAAUGUAGCAUGACGAACUUUAUGAAGUUUCUUUAAACAGCAGGCUCCAAUUUGACAUUCAGUGUGAUGUUAUUUACGUAUCCUACCUACAUACCCGCUCGUCACUCGUGUAAUAUUUUGAGAUAUCACAAGAUCAUCCAUCCAUCCAUCUUUCUCUAUUUGACUUCUGCAACCAUCCCUUACGAUAUCACGUGCAAACCCCCACCUAAGAUCUCUUCUCUUCCCCUUUGCUGGUGCAUACACUUCGGUCUCCAACAUGACACCACAAUGCACAGCAGCAAAAAAACAAUUCUCCGAAUGAACUCGUGACUUUGUAAACUCUUGAAGGUCGGGGGGGGGAUUCUUUCUCUCAAGGAGAUUGGUACUGAACGGAAUGGUCUGGGUGUGUUGGAUUUGAAUGAGUUCUGGGGGGAGCGAGUGGAAUGGAUGAGAUGGGGAACGAUGAAUGGAUGUAGAUGGAGGUUUUGAUAGCGAUGGCAGGGAGGGGGGGAGUUGGGGGAGAUAGGUAAAUAGAAUGGAAAAGAACAGAAAGUCUUGAUUUGCUCACUUUACUCUAUUAGAGUGCGGUCGCCGGGUCCUUGUAGCUAGCUAUGUAGGAUUGUAGUGGGGAGAGAGGAGGGAAGGGGGGGUUGUGUGAAUGGUAUGGCGUGGGAUGUGAUGGGAUGAAUGAAUCAAUAGGUAGGCUGUGGAUGGAUCGAAAUAGAUCUUACACGCUCGAGGGAUAGCUAGGUAUCUAGGGAUAUGAAUAGUCAAAUGACUUGGGAUUGAUUACUCAAAUGAAGAAUGAGGAGUGUUGAAUAUUGAAUAUUGCCUAGGUAGGUAUCUGUCAAGUCCGAGUCAAGUCCGAGUCCGAGUCUUGAGCUACAGUUACAGUUACAGCUACAAUUGUAAUUAUAGUAUUUA